AUGCCGGCCCGAGCGCCCCUGCCCGCUGGGAACGGCCGCCCAGUCAAGGCGAAGCGGGUUAGCAGCGCCCGCGAGCGCGCGCAGACAUGCUCCUUGCUACCAACCUCGGCGCCGCGGCUGCGGGAGGCCGCGCUGCUCGCCGUGGACGCCGCGCUGCUGGCGGGCGUCCUCAUGCGCACCCAGGAGGAGCCCGACGCCUCGGAGAUGGUGAAUUAUGCUCCUUUCACGUUGCUCCCAUCAGCAGUACCAAAGGCCCUGUUUGAACAAGCAUAUGCUGUUCAGCAAGAUUUCAACCUGCUUGUGGAUGCAGUUAGCCAAAACAGAGAAUUCCUGGAGCGUACUCUUGCCAGCACCAUCAAGGUCGAUGACUUCACAGCUCGACUCUUCCGAAUCUACACGCAGGUUUUGGAGGAAGGAUUGGCUCAGUCUGUGUUUUUAGGCAUAAAUCGCUCUGAUUACAUGAUUGACUGUGCUGUGGACGGGACGCCAGCUCUGAAGCAGAUUGAAAUAAACACCAUUGCUGCCAGCUUCGGGGGCCUCACUUCCCGAACCCCGGCCGUUCACCGGCAGGUGCUAAAGGUGCUGGGAAAAACUGAGGAGGCCUCACGUCUGGUGACCAACAAUCCAUCCCAAGGGCUUGCGUUGGGAAUUGCAAAAGCCUGGGAGCUCUAUGGUUCACAGAGUGCUGUGGUGAUGUUCCUGGUGGAGAGAGUCCAAAGGAAUAUUUUUGAUCAGCGAUGUGUGGAAAAUGAACUCUGGAACAGGAAUAUUCGGGUCAUCAGGAGACGGUUCAGAGACGUGUUUGAAAAGGGAUCUCUAGACGAUGCCAGGAGGCUGUAUAUAGAUGGCCAGGAGGUAGCAGUGGUGUACUACAGAGAGGGCUACGUGCCCCAAAACUACGAUCCACAGAACUGGGAGGCACGACUGCUGCUGGAGAGGUCGAGGGCAGUGAAGUGCCCUGACAUUGCUACCCAACUCGCUGGGACCAAGAAGGUCCAGCAGGAGCUGACCCGGCCGGGGAUGCUGGAGAGACUCCUGCCAGGCCGUGCGGCCUCUGUGGCUCGGAUAAGAGAAACAUUCACUGGGCUCUAUUCCCUGGACCUGGGAGAAGAGGGUGACAAGGUGGCUGCUAAGGCCAUUGCUGCCCCUGACCACUUUGUGCUGAAGCCACAACGAGAGGGUGGAGGAAACAACCUCUAUGGUGAAGAGCUCAGGCACGUUCUGGAGAAGAUCAAAGACAGCCCUGAGAGGACCUCUUACAUUCUGAUGGAUAAGAUCAAACCACAGCCAUCUAAGAACUACUUGCUGCGGCCUCAUAGUCCUCUGAAAGUUUCCGAGUGCAUCUCAGAGCUUGGGAUUUUUGGUGUCUACGUCAGACAGGGCAAGGAGAUGGUGAUGAACAAGGCCGCCGGCCACCUCCUGCGGACCAAGGCAAUCGAGCACGCGGACGGUGGGGUGGCGGCUGGGGUGGCAGUGCUGGACACCCCCUACUUGGUGUGAGGAGGUGAUGCC
Messenger RNA from Tinamus guttatus (white-throated tinamou), 1512 nucleotides. It is a transcript of the gene GSS, whose product is annotated as glutathione synthetase. The record is from RefSeq and is a predicted model, not a curated record. Gene Ontology annotation, biological process: glutathione biosynthetic process. Gene Ontology annotation, cellular component: cytosol. Gene Ontology annotation, molecular function: ATP binding; glutathione synthase activity; glutathione binding. NCBI's taxonomy places the organism in Eukaryota, Metazoa, Chordata, Aves, Tinamiformes, Tinamidae.